Aureobasidium melanogenum CBS 110374 is the source of this 855-nucleotide messenger RNA. Its product is annotated as mitochondrial carrier. Gene Ontology annotation, cellular component: mitochondrial inner membrane. Gene Ontology annotation, biological process: transmembrane transport. The record is from RefSeq and is a predicted model, not a curated record. NCBI's taxonomy places the organism in Eukaryota, Fungi, Ascomycota, Dothideomycetes, Dothideales, Saccotheciaceae. Bases 1 to 855 code for a protein of 284 amino acids. Gene Ontology annotation, molecular function: S-adenosyl-L-methionine transmembrane transporter activity. The transcript is spliced from 2 exons.
AUGGCAGGAGUCGUCCAAGAAAAGACUCCGCUGGUAGAGUCGCCCUACUUGCGCUCGCUUUUGGCAGGCGCAGUAGCAGGCACCACAGUCGACACAUCUCUCUACCCUCUCGAUACACUAAAGACCCGCCUUCAAUCCUCUUCAGGCUUCCUCGCCGCUGGUGGCUUCCGCGGUGUCUACGCAGGUGUCGGUUCCGCCAUUGUCGGUUCUGCCCCAGGCGCCGCCCUCUUCUUCGUCACCUACGAUGGCAUAAAGCGCAACUUCUCCUCGCCAACCCAUACUUCCACACAACAGGCUGGCGUACACAUGGCAGCCGCAAGUCUGGGAGAGGUGGCUGCGUGUGCUGUGCGCGUACCUACCGAAGUCGUCAAGCAAAGAGCACAAGCCAAACAAUUUCCGAGCUCGCUAACGGCGUUCACGAGUAUCUUGGACUUGAGAAAGAGCGCGGGAUAUGGUGUCAUGGCGAGAGAGUUGUAUCGUGGGUGGGGUAUCACAGUAAUGCGUGAGGUGCCCUUCACAGUCAUCCAAUUCCCCAUGUGGGAGGGUAUGAAGAGGUGGGCCGCCAGAAGAGAUGGCAGGGAGACCGCUACUGGCUUCCAAUCCGCUGUGUUCGGAAGCAUAUCUGGUGGUAUUGCUGCGGCUUUGACAACACCAUUGGAUGUGCUAAAGACGAGGAUGAUGCUAGCAAAGGAAAAGGUCUCGGCUUCAUAUUUGCUGGGCAAGAUCUACAGAGAAGAAGGUAUGAAGGCCUUCUUCAAGGGCGUAGAACCCAGAGUCACUUGGAUCAGCAUUGGUGGUGCUGUCUUCCUGGGAAGUUAUCAGUGGGCGAGCAAUGCAUUGGGCGGUGUCAACUAA